This is a messenger RNA of Funneliformis geosporum, 1254 nucleotides long. The record is from the annotation of a GenBank genome assembly. NCBI's taxonomy places the organism in Eukaryota, Fungi, Glomeromycota, Glomeromycetes, Glomerales, Glomeraceae.
AUGACUGAAAUGGUAGAAGAGUUGUUUAAGCCUCAAGAGGAGGAGUGGUUGUGUAAUUCGAACGAAGCAGUUACUAUUUGGUUUUUUGAACCUUCAACUGACCCUGACCAGGAAUUUGAUUAUGCUCAAGUUUCCCCCACUUUUACUUAUUCAAUCUUUGGUGAUAAAGAACAAAUUUAUGGAUAUAAAAAUUUAGAAAUUGUGCUCAAAUUUGCGUCUGGAAGUCUUGCCACUUACUUCGAUGUUCAGUAUACCGAAAAAAUUCCAGAUGUUUCUUCAAAAUCUAUAGCGGAUGAUGUUAUAGAUAAGAUUAAGGAAUUGAUACCGAAUGAUUACAUCACAAAUUAUGACAUUUUUCUAAAAUCUGUUAACGACGAUGCUUACCACUUCAAACCAAUGGGCGAAAAGAUAACAGAAUAUCGUCUUGAAGAGGAUGAAGAUGAAGAUAUAGUUUAUGAAAUUUAUAAGGCGACGUUUGAAACACCUCGAUUCAAGGAAUAUCACAGACGAUUUCAGAUAAUGGUAUUAUUCUAUAUUGAAGCUGCAACAUAUAUAGAUGAGGACGAGAAAUGGGAAACUAUGCUUUUGUUCGAAAAGAAGCGUAUAGGAGACAAACACAUAUAUGGUUUUGUGGGUUUUUGUUCGAUGUACAAUUAUUACUUUUAUAAUCGUGAAAAGAAUGUUAGUACAGAGAACAACAUUAACGAUAAAGUACCAAAUUUGGUAUGUGUCAAUGAAGGUAAAAUUAUUCCUGAAGACAUACGAUUAAGGAUUAGUCAAUUUUUGAUUUUUCCUCAUUUUCAAGGGAAAGGCCAUGGAAGUAAACUCUAUCAGACUAUAUACCAAUAUGUUUUGUCAAACUCGAGGAUAAAAGAACUUGCCGUCGAAAUCCCAAAUGAAUCUUUUGAAGCUAUCCGGGAUAAGAAUGAUUUGCAAUAUUUACGUGAACAUAAAGUCUUUGAAGGACUAGUAGCUCCCGUCGAUAAAAAAAUCAUUGAUUCGAUACGGCGGAAUUACAAGUUAAAUAAACGACAAUUACUUCGAUGUUUGGAAAUUGAACUAUUGAGAAAAUUAAACAAGACGGAUGCUGCCGCUUAUAAAGCAUAUCGAUUACAAGUGAAGGAAAGGUUAUAUAAUUGGAAUAAAGAAAUAUUAAAAGAUGUUGAUAGAUCUGAACGUAUAGGAAAAUUGGAGGAAACAUUUAAAGGUCUUAUAGAAGAAUAUCACGAGAUUAUAUUGAAAUAUAAUUGGUGA